UCAGCGACCGGGAGGCUGCGCAGUCGGAAGCGGCGCGCGCGCAGAGCACACGCGCGGAUCGCGGCACAGAUUGUUUCGUGACUUUUGUGACGUCAGUGACAAGUUUAAACACACACCAUGAUUCGACACAUAACUUUAGUUGCAAUAAUAUUGCAACUCACGGACUUGAGCCUCGUACACACAGCUCAACAGCAACUCCAACUCUCCGACUCGUACCUACCAGUGGCGAUGCAAGUCAUAGCCCACCUCACCGACCAGAUGGCCUACGAAGUGUCCGACGACCCCGCGCCUACCACGCGGCCCAUGAACAAACCCGCUAAGCCGACAGUAAGGCCGACAGUGAAGCCGACACCAAGGCCGACAGUGAAGCCGGUGACGAACAAACCGUACGUCUGGUCGUGGUCUCCUUCGAGCUUCCACAAGACUCCUAACGGGUGGAGGAUGGUAUACGGAGUGAGGUUAGAUCAGACCACUCCCCACCACAAACCAGGUCUCUACUCCCCCAACGCCCCUCCAAAGGCCAACGAGCGUUCAGACUCCAAAUUCGUUCUCCUUCCCAUGGAAAACAACUCUGAAUACACAGUCAUCCAGCCAGAAGACCGAAAGACUGGAGAACCUCUCCUCUCCAUCCACGAGGAAGAAGUUAAACCCCUCAUGGAGCCAAGUCGAGUUGAUGCCCCAUUACUGCCGCCCCAUUUCGAAGCCGACAAGAUUUCUCGUUCUGAUAUCCUGGAUAUUGAUGAAGAAUUAGACGAUGAUAGCUUGCAGUACCUAUCACAUGAUGUGAGAGAGAUGAUUAAGUUGGCUAAUGACCCUGCUGAUGAGAAGCUGGUGGAUGUUUGGGAGGGCGUAAGGGCUGGGCCUCAGAUGGCGCAAAAGAUGAAGCUGUCCUCUUCGAAUCUGAGGCUGCUGCUGCUGUAUGACCUGCUGAGCAGGGAGGCGAAGAGGCAGCGUCUUUCGGAUUAUACUGGCUUCUCCCCCACCGUGAUGAAGACCCUGGUAGACUCGUCCAGCGGCGGCGCCCGCGCACAACUCCGUCUCGCUCUCUCCAAGAUGGUGGACCGGCGCGACUGCGAGCACGAGUACGCAAACAACCGUGCGAAAGAGAUGGUCGACGAGCUGGCCAAGGAUGAGUCCAAGUUAUCUGCUGAGCUCAGAUAUUUGCAGCCUUUGGUUUAUGCUUAUUAAAAGAUCGAAAUAGUUGUAGUUUAUCAAGUAACGUUCAAAAGCUAUUUCUUACAGUUUCUUAAAUUAUGGCCAACGAUAAUAGUAAUUAUAACAGGUUUAUCCAGCAAUACCCAAAAGCAUAUCACUCUUCUGGAAAACACAGAAUCUUAUAACUCUCGCUUCUAAAAUAAGAUCUAAAAAAUGUAAUGAUCGAUAAUCGAUUUGUACUCCAUAAGUCCUUAAAAAUACGAGUAAACUAUUUUGUAACUAAAUUAGGGACUAUGAGAAACGAUCGCGAAAUCGAAUCUUUAACUAAUCUUACUUCACAAUUUCAAGACAAGUUUAAAUCUAGCAUGUCAUUUUAUCGAUUUGGGACGAUGUCACGAUACAAUUAUAUCGUAUCAUCUAAACUGGUAAAACUAUUACCUAAACCGUAUCUGUAUCAAUUUCUAUGUAUUUAUUAUAGCCAUCUUUAAAGAAAAGAAAAAGAGCAUUUAUUAAGUUUAUUAUUUACACGCCCUUUUCUGUAUUUUUUGUAACGUCUAUAAUUUCUGAGAUAUUACUAAAAUAUCAUGUACAAGUCAGCAACUAAGGACAACGGAUAGUUUUUAAGUUAAAUUGUAUAGUAACUAGCAAUUAAUUAUAUUAAUAAUAAUAUUAAUCUCAAAGUGCAUUUGAUAAAGACUUCAGUUUAGUAUUAAAGUGAUAUUCAUCUUAUUUAAUAUUGUAUAAACCGAAUUAUGUAUUCUAUACUUUAUGAUACUUAAGUUUUAUUAAAAUCAGUAUUUGUAAGUGCGUUUUUAAAUUAUUUCCAUUAUCAAGCCUUUUUUAAUAACUAGUUUUAGUAGGAUCUUUCACACUAUGUCAACUUGAAAUUGUGAACUCCGUCAGUUUAUAAUAUAACGCGUAAGAUUGUAAACAAUAGUGAGUUGAGUUGAGCCCCACAGGGUAGCAGGUAUCCUGUCCCCGCAGGGUAGGUAUGCCAUUUCAUGCAUUCUUUCCCCGACAAAAAGAACGUUAGAUUGUAAUCUA
This is a messenger RNA of Ostrinia furnacalis (Asian corn borer), 2199 nucleotides long. RefSeq names its product Ecdysone-inducible gene E3 (gene ImpE3). The transcript is spliced from 5 exons. The record is from RefSeq and is a predicted model, not a curated record. Bases 118 to 1188 code for a protein of 356 amino acids. NCBI's taxonomy places the organism in Eukaryota, Metazoa, Arthropoda, Insecta, Lepidoptera, Crambidae.